UGAGCCGGCAUCCAUUUGUUGUUCUUUGCGACUUUACGUAAUAAUUGUUAUAUUUUGUGGAAUUUAUUGAUUACUCUCAAACGUAAUAUGCUUGUGAAACACUAUAUGAUGGCCUUAACGGUCUCAAGGACCCUGGCUCCUCUCCGUGGGACCAUGUAUCCACAAAGGCUUACACUGAUCCCGGAAAGAAAUCUCUUGCAGCGUCUCUAUAGCAGCAAAGGACCUGCUUCCAUUGGAAUCGUGGACUACGACGUGGUCAAGAAGCUGCCCAGCGAACCGCAAAAACUCCUAAUUGAUGUCCGCGAGCCGGAGGAGCUAAAGGAGACUGGUCAAAUACCCUCCAGCAUAAACAUUCCCCUCGGCGUAGUCAGCCAGGAGUUGGCCGCCACCGCACAGGACUUCAAGUCCAAGUACGGCAGAGAGAAGCCGCAGCCGGACACUGAGAUCAUCUUCCAUUGCAAGAUCGGCAAGCGUAGCCUUAAGGCUGCUGAGUCCGCCGCCGCCUUGGGCUUCCGGAAUGUCAAGAACUACGAGGGUUCUUGGUUGGAUUGGGCGAAGAGGGAAGGCCUGCCCAAGUAGGUUAACAAGAAAGUCAGAACAAAUACUGUUUAAAAACAAAACUCCUUCUUUAAUAAAAAAAUUUUUAGAUUA
Drosophila kikkawai is the source of this 651-nucleotide messenger RNA. Its product is annotated as rhodanese domain-containing protein CG4456-like. The record is from RefSeq and is a predicted model, not a curated record. NCBI's taxonomy places the organism in Eukaryota, Metazoa, Arthropoda, Insecta, Diptera, Drosophilidae.